Molecule: messenger RNA, 1546 nt
Organism: Ananas comosus (pineapple)
Lineage: Eukaryota; Viridiplantae; Streptophyta; Magnoliopsida; Poales; Bromeliaceae
Product: probable serine/threonine-protein kinase At1g01540
Exons: 1
Coding region: 1-1233 (410 amino acids)
Biological process (GO): protein phosphorylation
Molecular function (GO): ATP binding; protein kinase activity
Source: RefSeq, a predicted model, not a curated record
AUGGAGGCCCCGCUCCAGGCCCUGAUCGCCGCCGCCGUCUCCUUCGUCCUCAUCUCCCUGCUCUUCGCCCUCCUCCUCCUCUUCUUCAGCGCCGAUCGCGACGAGAGCGCCUCCUUCGACCCCUCCNGAUCUCCUUAUCCCCUGUACGAUCCGACACCGUCGCCCAUGGAGGCCCCGCUCCAGGCCCUGAUCGCCGCCGCCGUCUCCUUCGUCCUCAUCUCCUCGCCUUUUCCCCGCCGCAACCCCUCCUUCUUCGCCGAUCGCGACGAGAGCGCCUCCUUCGACCCCUCCCUCGACCGGAUCUCGCUCCCCGAACUCGCCGCCGCCACCGGGGGCUUCUCAUCCGACGCCAUAAUCGGCGACGGGAGCUUCGGGUUCGUCUACAAGGCCGUCCUCCCCUCCGGCACCGCCGUCGCCGUGAAGCGCCUCUCCGCGGACGCCGCCGCCUCCCAGGGCUUCCGCGAGUUCCGCGCCGAGAUGGAAACCCUGGGCCGGAUCCGCCACCCGAACCUCGCCCGCAUCCUCGGCUUCUGCGCCUCGGGCCGCGACCGCCUCCUCAUCUACGAGUUCCUCGAGCGCGGGAGCCUCGACUCGUGGCUCCACUACCCCGACGCCGACGCCGACCCUGGCCGCGCGGCGCCGCUGCCGUGGUCGGCCCGGGCGCGCGCCGUGCGCGGCGUGGCGGCGGGGCUGGCGUUCCUCCACGAGGGGUGCGAGCCCCCGAUCAUCCACCGCGACAUCAAGGCGAGCAACGUGCUCCUCGACGCCGACUUCGGGGCGCGGAUCGCCGACUUCGGGCUGGCGCGCCUCGCGGACGAGUCGCACUCGCACGUGUCGACCCAGGCCGCGGGGACGAUGGGGUACAUGGCGCCCGAGUACAGGGAGGGCGCGGUGAGGGCCACGCCGCGGGGCGACGUCUACAGCUUCGGCAUGCUCGUGUUCGAGGCCGCGACGGGGCGGAGGCCGAGCUGGCCCGUCAGGGAGGACGCGGCGGAGGGGUGGACCGAGGUCAGCAUGGCGCGCUGGGCCCGGACCAGGGUCGAGCAGGGGAGGUGGAAGGACAUCCUCGACCCUCGGAUGGCGAUCCCAGGCGAGAUUUUCGACCAGGAGGACGAGGUGAAGGCCUUCCUGGACCUGGCCUACCGGUGCACGGAGGAGUGCGCCCCGAAGAGGCCGUCCAUGGGGGAGGCGGUCGCCAUCCUCGACCAGAUCAACUCCAAUAAAUUAAAUUAGAUAAUAAUAAUAAUAAUUAUUAGAGGGAGGGAACAAAUUGGUCCCUUGCACCGGCUAUACCACGUCCAUCUGUGGACCUAUAACGGGUCAAGAUAUACGUGGAAUAAUCCCGUAAUUAUUUUUCGGUAUAUUUUUUUAUCACAAUGUCGUAUAUUUUUCGGUAUUUAAUUAUUAUAUUGUAUUACUACUCCAAAGGAGCGGCAAAGAAAAGAAACACCAAUAGUUAUACGGGUUAAUGUUGUGUAACAAAAUUUAAAUCAAAUUCCAACAGGAAACAAGCGGUAAGAGCUCGAAGGAUUGAGGUUUCAAGAAA